Molecule: messenger RNA, 377 nt
Organism: Suillus subaureus
Lineage: Eukaryota; Fungi; Basidiomycota; Agaricomycetes; Boletales; Suillaceae
Exons: 2
Source: RefSeq, a predicted model, not a curated record
CACGGUUGGUGGGGUAUGAUGAAUUGAGGGGGACGGGGAUCAGGGUGCCUAGUGAUGGGUUGGCGGUUGCGGCACCUACCUUGGAUGUUGCCACAACUAGGACCGCAGUCAGGGACCGGGCAGCGCUAGGACUCGAAACCGUCAUCUGCAUGUGCAGCUCGCGCGAAAAAGGGUUUCAUUUCCAGUCUGAGGGACUGUCCAAGCUUGGGUUGUGUCUCCAAGAAGAGGUGACGUUGCCUGCUGCUAAUAACCCUCGCGCUGUUUACUUGGAGAUUGAGACGUUGGAGAUCAAGCACUUGUUGACGCCGGUUGGGAGGGCUGCUGUUGAAAUGGUUUGGUUGGGGUGUUUGGCUAUCACUAGUUUUGGGCCGUAUUGA